AUGUCCUUAGGUACCUUAUAUGCUAACUUUAGAGCUAGAUCUAUUGUUCCAAGAUCUUUAGUGAACUAUUUGAAUUUAGAUGUUAAUAUCGUCGAUCCAGCUACCAAUGAAGCACAAUUUGCUAAGGAUUUCCCAUUGAAGAAAAUCCCAGAUUUCAUUUCUCCAAAGGGUUACAAAUUAACCGAAGUUAUGGCUAUUGCCUACUAUCUAGUCAACUUAUCUGAUGAUGCCAAGAAGCAAAGCCAAUUAUUGGGUGCUACUUUGGAAGAGCAAGCUCAAAUCAUGAGAUGGCAAUCCUUGGCUAACAGUGAUCUAUUACCAAAUAUCGCUUUUGUCUUCCGGUCGUUAAAAGGUGAUAAACCAUAUGUUAAGAAAUUGGUUGACGAUGUAAACAAAAAUUUGGAUGGUUUUGUUAAUGUCUUCGAAGAAAGAUUAAAAGAUCACACUUACUUGGUCACUGAAAACAUAUCUUUAGCUGAUAUCCUAUCUGCUGCCGCUUUUGUCAGAGGUUUCGAUUAUCUUUUUGGUACUCAAUGGAGAAAGGAACAUCCUGCUAUUGUUAGAUGGUUUAAGACUGUUAUCGCUUCUGAUAUUUUAAAAAAUGAAUUCAAAGAUUUCCAAUUCAUUGAUGAACCUUUGAAAUACAAUCCUCCAAAGAAGGAAAAGAAAGAACAGCCAAAGAAGAAGGAAGAAGCUAAGCCUGCCAAAAAAGAAGAAGAAAAAAACCAAAUAACCCACCAGCUCAAGAAAAGAAACCAAAGCAUCCAUUAG
Arxiozyma heterogenica is the source of this 771-nucleotide messenger RNA. RefSeq names its product translation elongation factor EF1B gamma (gene CAM1). NCBI's taxonomy places the organism in Eukaryota, Fungi, Ascomycota, Saccharomycetes, Saccharomycetales, Saccharomycetaceae. Gene Ontology annotation, biological process: translational elongation. The record is from RefSeq and is a predicted model, not a curated record. Gene Ontology annotation, cellular component: cytoplasm; nucleus. The transcript has a single exon. Bases 1 to 771 code for a protein of 256 amino acids.